Molecule: messenger RNA, 2275 nt
Organism: Folsomia candida
Lineage: Eukaryota; Metazoa; Arthropoda; Collembola; Entomobryomorpha; Isotomidae
Exons: 7
Coding region: 729-1862 (377 amino acids)
Source: RefSeq, a predicted model, not a curated record
CAUUCUGCACUUUGCUGCCUUUUUGGUAGGACUGACUAUACGAGACUUACUUACCUGUUGGUGGGAUGCACAGAUAAGCCAAGUUAUCUCUCACUCAGAGACCAACACGCUCACUUCUUCCAGAAAUUUAGUAAAUUUUAAACAUUUCCACAAAGUUUACAUUAAAACAAAAAACCAGAAGCGUAAAGAAAGCUGAAAGUGGCUUGAAAAUCAAACCGACUGCAUUCCGAACACACGUCUCACCCCAAAUAAAUUUUCACAACGAGCCGUUGAAGAAGGGAUCGAUUGUUGCUAGCCGGGGAACUUAAGGAGGCAGGAUGAAUAAGGGGGAGGUCAGCCAUGAUAACCAAGCAGAGUCGCCGUCAGCUAGCAGGAGGUUAUCGAAGGUCAAGAAAUUACUUGGCACAAAACGUGCUCGUCACGUGGUGGAGAAAGUCUUCCCAUGCAUAGUGAAAAUUUCUGGCUUUUGCUGCCUUAGUUUUGUCCUGGUGACUUUUGACAUCCGUCAUUAGUCGCCGCCUUAGUAAAAUCAAAGAUAACUUGCGAAUAAAAUACCUGACAAGGUGGGCAAAAUACUUUAUCAAAAUAGAGUAUUUUGAGUUCCGUUCUGAAUUUCCAGACCCACAAAAAGACAAAAAUCUACGUGAAGAAGACAACAGUCGUACGAAAAAACUUGUUUCGUGAAGAAAUUAAGUUGUGAUUGCUGGCGAAAUAUUUUAUUUUUGACAAUGUAUCGAAAACAGAAAGCGGCGUUUUUGAAAUCGCUCGAACCUACGAUGAAAGUUGGGAAGGUGGACGGGCAAAUUUUUUACGAUCCGAAGACCGGUGUAUAUAUUCCGGCGAGGCGAAUUCCACCCUGCCCUGGGGGACACUCACUGACCGAGUUAUAUUGGAAUCCGUGCUUGGAAUGUGCAAAAUUUUGCAAUUGCAACCACACUCACUGGUUUCCCGACAUUGUCGUGAAGACCUCGGAUAACGACACGAUUCGAGUAAGCUCCGUCGUCGUCGCGGGAUCGAGCGAGCUUGUCGGGCGGCUCAAUGAAGUCUGCUGUAGUACGAAGCGGACCUUGAUGAAGGACCUUAUCGAGGCGAAGAAUGGCUGGGCAACGGUAUCGAAGGGCGACGAUAAGAAAGAAAUUGAGGUGAUGGAUGUAUCCUCGGAAGAAGAAGAGGACGUGACACUCGACGAGGCCGGUUUAUCAGGUGAAGAUAAGCCCGUUGGGGCAGAAAUUGGGGCUGAUUUGUCCCCCGACUUUAAAGAAUUGAUCGAGUUUCCACCCGAGUUGCCGGCGUUCAAGGUAAAGGAUGAAAAUUGGAGGAUGCUCGGAUUAACGACUUUUGAAUGGCGCUGGAUCGAGAAGUUUAUGGCUUUGCAUCGUGACCAGGUCGAGGAGGACAUCGAAGAGGAAAAGCGUGCCCGAGAAUACUUUCGUUUGAGCAUGUUCGCUCGUCCCGAGAAGGACGUCAUCAACCCGUGGCGCUACCACGAUUGGGAAGAAGACCUCUUCGCCAACUUAUCGCACACUGAACUCUUCGGGAUCGUCAGAGCGGUUCACGAGCUUAUGAUUUUUGAUUUGUACAUCCCUCUCGCUAAAUGGUUGACCUUGUUGCGCGGGAUUCCUCGCGUGGCCGACUUUGGGCUGGGUCAUUGGCUGACGGAGCUUUCCCCGGAAAUGUGGGACUCGGGGUUGGAGGAAUUUUGCGAGGGGGCAAUUCGACCGAUGUGGGAUUACGGAAGCCCCCAGAUGUUCAGCUUGCAUAAAGAUAUUCCUCGCAGGCAACGCCCCAGGUCGACACUCCUGUGGAGGAAAAGGAUUUGGAAGGCUGUCCCGCAGUUUUCAACGCGCUGGUGGAAUCCGUAAAAUGGAAUGGAAGAUUGGCUUUUUUGGGGAGUUUUUAAUAAUUGGAUAAUUUGGUGGUGGUUCUUCAUAAUUAUGCAAAUCUCAAGUUGGGAGCGGAAAUACUUUUCACCUUUUUAUAGUUCUUGAUCCGUUUACACGUGUGUUUUUUCAUGGAGGGUUUAGUUUAGUUUACUACCUAUCAUUAACAAUUUGUUAUAGUAAAUUAGGCCAUAAUUUUCAUUAGUCGUGUCGUUAUUCAAAAAUGAAUUGUAGUGAGCAUUUUUAUAGUGUAGUUUUAACACGAUUUACUUAUAUCGUAGUCCCAAUGAAUCUUUUUAAGUUGGUAAAGUUCUAAAAUGUUACGAGAUUUGGUAAACAAAUUGAAAAAAUAAUGUCAAUAAAGUAGUAAAUUCUAAUAACCGUUUAUCUUUUUA